GAAACCGGAUUCUUUUGUUCGCCACUGAUGCCAAUCUUCAGAGACUGUGUGCAUCCUCGACUGUGUAUAGUGAUGGGACCUUUUAUUCCUGUACAUCUCUAUUCACCCAGCUUUACACUUUGCACGCAGAUGUGGAAGGAACAGUUUUCCCUCUUGUGUUUGCCUUGCUCCCCAACAAGACUGAAGCAACUUACCACCGUUUGUUUUCACUCUUGAGGACCGCAGUCAACGAACGACAGUCUGCGCUCACGCCUGAAACUUGGAUGAUUGACUUUGAGGUGGCAGCCAGAAAUGCAGUAGGAGGGAUAUUUCCAAAUACGACAAUUCGAGGGUGUUUUGUCCACUACACACAGUGUAUCUGGAGGAAAGUUCAAAACUGCGGUUUGACCACAGAGUUUCGAGAAAAUGAGGAGUUCCACCGACUAGUUAGAAGAGCAGGCGUCCUUCCUCUGGUUCCCGGUCACCGUGUGGAAGAUGUGUGGUUCCAGGCCUUGGAGGAUAGUGAUGACCAGACCGCUCCUGUGAUGCGAUUCAAGGACUAUGUGACAGAAACCUGGGUUGAAGGACACCUUGAAAUGUGGAACCACUUCGACCAUGACGGCCCAAGAACAACAAAUGCAGUUGAAGGAUGGCACAACAAGUUCAACAGAAUGUGUAGACGGGCCCACCCAAACAUCUUUGUGUUUCUAGAAUUACUUCAAAAGGAACAGGCUGCAAAUGAGGCAAAGAUCAUCCAGAUUACAGCAGGUGGAGUUGUCCGUCCCAAAAAAAGGAAGUAUCGUCAGUUGGAUUCCCGUCUUCAGAGUCUCAAGAACAGGCUUCGUCAAGGUGAAAUGGACUUAAUGGCUUACGCGGAUGCUGCAUCUCAUCUCGUUCACUUCGAGUGAAAUGAGAAAAUGAUUGUGUAAUGUUGUGAAUAUUUCUUUGUGGGAACAAUAUUUAUUUUAUAUUGUCUAUCCUAAGAAUGUAAUCAUCAUACUACAGUUGAUCUUAUUAAAUGUGAAAAGUGAAAAUGUUGUGAAUAUUUCUGUGCGGGAAUA
Magallana angulata is the source of this 1040-nucleotide messenger RNA. RefSeq lists its product as uncharacterized. The coding region runs from base 264 to 887 and encodes 207 amino acids. NCBI's taxonomy places the organism in Eukaryota, Metazoa, Mollusca, Bivalvia, Ostreida, Ostreidae. The record is from RefSeq and is a predicted model, not a curated record. The transcript has a single exon.